Molecule: messenger RNA, 1261 nt
Organism: Drosophila mauritiana
Lineage: Eukaryota; Metazoa; Arthropoda; Insecta; Diptera; Drosophilidae
Gene: Dgat2
Product: diacylglycerol O-acyltransferase 2
Exons: 6
Coding region: 97-1155 (352 amino acids)
Biological process (GO): triglyceride biosynthetic process
Cellular component (GO): endoplasmic reticulum membrane
Molecular function (GO): diacylglycerol O-acyltransferase activity
Source: RefSeq, a predicted model, not a curated record
GAUGGUCAACGCUGGCUUCCAUAUCAUUCAGUCGUGGGAGAACAGUCGAAAGAGCAGCUGGUGGAGUUUUUUGGGAAUUUUUGGAACACAGCAGACAUGAAAAUCGAGUGGGCACCACUGCGGGUUCCUCUGGAACGCCGAAUGCAGAUACUGGUCACGGCCUUUUUCACCUCCAUGCUUCUGAUACUUUUGUCAGUUUCCUUCCUUUUGGUAGCUGGAUCACUGAUCUACGGAGGUCUUUUGGUGCGCAGCCUGAUGGUAACUUACUUGGCCUACGUCUUUGUGCACCACAAGAAAACCCAAUCCGUUGUGGAUGGCAAUGGCUGGAUGAUAACACGCACCAACCCUUUGCAUCGCCACUAUCGCGAUUACUUUCCCGUGGAGCUGGUGAAAACAGCCGAGCUGCCAGCUACUAAGAACUACAUCUUGGCCAGCUUUCCCCACGGAAUUCUGGGCACAGGCAUUGGCAUUAACAUGGGCUUGGAAAUCUCCAAGUGGCUGGAGCUAUUCCCCCAAGUGCGUCCCAAACUGGGCACUCUGGAUCAGCAUUUCCAUGUUCCGUUCAUGCGUGAGGUCCUCCGCUGCUGGGGUCUGGUAUCAGUGUCCAAGGAGGCGCUGAUCCGCAUGCUCAGGAAGUCAAAUGAUCCCAAGCACAAGGACAAUCGGGAUGGAUUCACCUCCAAUGCGGUGGCCAUUCUGGUUGGUGGGGCGCAGGAAGCCAUGGACUCUCAUCCUGGACAGUACAUUUUAACCUUGAAGAAUAGGAAGGGCUUCGUGCGAAUGGCCAUUCGAACGGGCUCAUCGAUUGUUCCUUCAUUUUCCUUCGGAGAGGUGGACAUUUUCGAUCAGGUGGCCAAUCCCCCCAACUCGCUGCUCCGCCGGUUCCAGGACUUUGUAAAGAAGCUGACCGGAGUCUCUCCGCUGAUUCCUGUGGGCCGUGGAUUCUUCAACUACACCUUUGGCUUCCUGCCAUUCCGACGACGCAUUGUCCAAGUUGUUGGUGCUCCCAUCGAUGUUGUAAAGAACGAGCAGCCAGACUCGGAGUAUGUGGACAAAGUUCAUGGACAGGUCAUUGAUGCGCUGGAGAAGUUAUUCGAUCAGUACAAAGACAAGUACUUGGAGAAUUCGAAGAGUGCCACUCUAGUUGUUCACUAGUUUUAAAGUGGAUAGAGAGUACUGUUCCAUCCACUGCAUUAAAUCAUGUUGAUACAAAUAUUCCUAUUGAAAUAGUAUUGAAAUAGCAACGAGCUUUUUAAUUGAA